Peromyscus leucopus (white-footed mouse) is the source of this 2016-nucleotide messenger RNA. RefSeq names its product UBA like domain containing 1 (gene Ubald1). The transcript has 3 exons. The record is from RefSeq and is a predicted model, not a curated record. The coding region runs from base 747 to 1277 and encodes 176 amino acids. Gene Ontology annotation, molecular function: protein binding. Lineage: Eukaryota; Metazoa; Chordata; Mammalia; Rodentia; Cricetidae.
CCGCUCUCCUAGGUGCUCCGCGCGGUCCUGGCGCCCGCAAGAUUCCGGAGGCUUUUCUUUUUUUUCUUUUUCUUUUUUUUUGCUUGGGACAGUGGGAACUGAAGGGAAAGGGACUCCAAGGCUGCAGAGAACACUGGCCUGGCCAGAGUUCCACGGGGGCUGUCCUUUUUUGUAGACGCUCCUCCUGCGCGACAGGCCGAGAGCCAGGCAAGGCUGCCUUGCGAGCCCCGGAAGGCUUCCUGGAGGUGGUGACUUCAAGCAGCGCCUUGAAAGGCAGAUGCUGUGGUUCACCGAGCGCCUUCUAAGUCUCGGGACUUUUCGGAGCCUUGCAGCCUAGGGCAGUGGAGUUGGGCCAAAGCUUUCGGAGAGUCCCCUAAGAGAGUGCCUGCUAACACUGUGAUGCUAAUGCUAAGCACAGCAGGCUGCAGGACCCCUGGGACCCCGUGACGUGACACGCUGGUGCUGUGGUCCCGGUCCCAGACUUGGCAUCACAGCCUGGGGCAGGAGCUGCGCGCCCCACUGAGAUCCGCCCGGGAAAGGGCGUCCCCUCUCCUCCCCGGCCCGUCCGGCGGGGGCGUCGCGGACUACACCUCCCAGCAUGCUCCGCAGGCCGCCGGGCAGCGAGGCGCGGUGAGUCAGAGCGCACAGUAAAUAUUUGUAUUAGCCGGGGCCGGCUCGCUAAUGGUGGACGCGUGAGGCGAGGCGCGAGCGCGCAGGGAGGCCGGAGCGGGCUGCGCGGCGGCGCCAUGUCCGUGAACAUGGACGAGCUCAAGCACCAGGUGAUGAUCAACCAGUUCGUGCUGACGGCCGGCUGUGCGGCCGACCAGGCGAAGCAACUGCUGCAGGCGGCCCACUGGCAGUUCGAGACAGCCCUCAGCGCCUUUUUCCAGGAGACCAACAUCCCCUACAGCCACCACCACCAGAUGAUGUGCACUCCCGCCAACACCCCUGCCACGCCCCCCAACUUCCCUGACGCCCUCACCAUGUUCUCCCGUCUCAAGGCCUCUGAAAGCUUCCAUGGUGGUGGCAGCAGCGGCAGCCCAAUGGCCACGUCGGCCACGUCACCCCCACCGCACUUCCCCCACGCCACUGGCAGCUUUGCGACACCCGGCUGGCCAACUGCAGCCUCGCCCCCCGGAGGCCCACAGCACCACCAGCCGCAGCCGCCCCUGUGGACUCCGGCACCCCCUUCCCCGGCUUCAGACUGGCCUCCUCUGGCCCCCCAACAGGCCACCUCAGAACCAAGGGCCCACCCUGCCAUGGAGGCAGAGAGAUAAGGGAGGCCCCUCCCCCCUCCCGGAGGCCAGGGCCCCGUGGGGUGGGGGAGAGGAUGUCUCUGUGGGCCCCUUCACCCUUCCUCUGCCUGCACCCACACACCCCAGAGCCCUGGAGGGGAGAGACUGGACUCUAGCCAGGCAGUCUUGUGCCAGCAUGCACAGCUGCACGCACGCAAGUUCACAGCGCAGGCACCCCAGCUCGCAUGGAUUUGAUUCAAAAGUGGCUUGGGUGCCUGGUGGGCAGCGCCUUGGAGACCAAGCAGCCAUCCCAGUGAAGACUCACCUGCCUGGCCCCACCACCUGGAGUGUUUCAGAGAAUCACUUGGUGGAGGAGAUGUGGCUGACUCCUGUCUUGGGGCCAAUAGGCCUAGAUCCCCACCCUUGGGAAUGCAGAGCCUUCUCCGCAUGUGUGCGUGUAGCUGUGUCUAUGUACUUAAACGUAUGUCGCUCUUCAAAAGCAACCUAGUUUAUGGGGCAGCUGGACUUUGCAUGUUAGAGUGAGCCCCAAGCCCGUUGGCCCGACAUCCCCUCUUCCCAAGGGCCCUGCCUCACUCCACCUCCUUAUCUGCCAGCAUUGCUGUUUCCUGCAAAGGAUUAUGGGAAACUCCAGGACUCUUCUACCCAUCCCCCAGCGCCUGCCUGCUGGGAUUCCCUGCAUGCCUCUUCCCCAGAGCCCAGGGGUACCUGAUCUUCAUUUCCUAUCCCCCUUUUAACAAAAGAGAAAAGAAUUCCAACCUAC